Messenger RNA from Corythoichthys intestinalis (scribbled pipefish), 4325 nucleotides. RefSeq names its product sprouty homolog 1, antagonist of FGF signaling (Drosophila) (gene spry1). Lineage: Eukaryota; Metazoa; Chordata; Actinopteri; Syngnathiformes; Syngnathidae. The coding region runs from base 826 to 1857 and encodes 343 amino acids. Gene Ontology annotation, biological process: negative regulation of MAP kinase activity; animal organ development; negative regulation of Ras protein signal transduction. The transcript has 2 exons. The record is from RefSeq and is a predicted model, not a curated record. Gene Ontology annotation, cellular component: membrane; cytosol.
UUCUUCUCCUGACUUCUUCCCAAAAAUGACAAAAGGAACGAGAACAACUUAUUUCGGGAGGGGGAAAAAAAGAAAGAAAAAACACGUGUUGCGUCACUUGAUUAUUCACCGAAGCCACAAGAGCGGAAACGCUCGGUUCUGUCCCCCCCUCCCCGGGUCCGCCGGUCCACCUUAACGGCCUCGUCACAUCUGCCCAAUGAAUCAGGAGCGGAUGCGAUGUAUCCUUUUUCAGGGGCCUCAAUGGCCAGUGGGAGGUGUCUUCUGGUGCAGCAAACACCGCGAGCCCCCCCUCGUCCUCAUUCAUUCAGAGCUCACAGGCCCGCCAAGCACCAAGCGAGCGAGCAGGGAGCCGAGCCAAAGCCAGUCUUGACGCCCCGCACACCGCAGGAGCUCCCGCUUUGGAUCUAACUCCCUUCGCCUUUGCGCCAUUUUAACGCUCGCUCUCCUUUCCGCUCACUUUUUACCCACUUCCACGCAGGGACUCGGACUCCGCACGGUCCUGGCCGGAGAUCGGCCUGCCUAUCGUCACGUUCCCCGCUCCGUGUAAAAAGUACGAGUGGAGUUGCUUUGGAUUUACUCAAGUGUUUUUGCGCUCGGGAACUUUACCGAAAUUAAAGGGAAUUAACGCAAACAGGAUACACGCACUUGGAUUAGUAGGCUGUGAAUGCUCCGCGUUCAAUUUGCGUGGGGGACAACGCAUUUCCUUUCUGGAUGGACUCUUGGUAGGCUGCCUGCUUGAUGGAUUCGAGCCUAUGGACGCUUGCAUAUAGGUUUUCCGAUGCAUGCCAAGUCCACGGUGAAUGUCGGAAGUGGUGAUCCCCCCAGAUGGAGCUCCAAAGUCAACAUGGCCCCGGCGGUUCAUUAGUGGUGAUCCAGCAGCCUUCCCUCGAGAGCCGCCAGAGGUCGGAUUACGAGCGGGAGUUCCAGCAUGCUGCCAUCCUCUCCCUGGAUCAGAUCAAGGCCAUCCGCUCCAGCAACGAGUACACGGAGGGCCCGUCGGUGGCGCGCCGCCCGCCCGUGCCCCGCAUGCCGCCGCGGCCGCACGACAAGCAGGAGAGAACUCACGAGGUCAUCCUGGUCAAUGUGAACAACAAUUAUGAGCACCGACCAGCCGGAGGCGUGGUGGUGGGCGGCCACCACCAUUGGGGCAGCGGCGGUGGCUCCAGGGUGCCGGUUCUGAGCCGUUCUACCAGCACGGGAAGCGCGGCCAGCUCGGGGAGCAACAGCAGCGCCUCCUCCGAGCAGGGACUCCUGGCGCGCUCGCCGCCCGCCAGACAUAAUGCCAACUUGCGGCCCGUUCGGACUCAGCCCAAAGCCAAAGGGCCGCUCGUGGGCCACGAUUCUGGCUCUCAUUUGCCACUCAAGGGCAAAACGGACUUCUCCAGCCCUGGGAAAGAGCCGCCUCUGCCGCCCGCAGUCUCCGGGCACCAGUUCAUCUGCGAACGUUGCGGCAAAUGCAAGUGCAGCGAGUGCACGGCCCCCCGCAGCCUGCCCUCGUGCCUGGCGUGCAACGGUCAGUGCCUGUGCUCGGCGGAGAGCGCGCUGGAGCACGGUACGUGCAUGUGCCUGGUCAAGGGAAUCUUCUACCACUGCUCCAACGACGACGAGGGGGACUCUUGCGCCGACCACCCUUGCUCGCCGUCGCAUUCGCACUGCUGCUCGCGCUUCCUGUGCAUGGGAUUAAUGUCAAUACUCUUCCCCUGCUUACUGUGCUACCCGCCGGUCAAGGGCUGCCUGAAGGCGUGCCAGGGAUGCUACGACCGGGUGCGGAGGCCCGGCUGCCGAUGCAAGAACUCCAAUACUGUGUACUGCAAACUGGAGAGCUGGGCCCCGCAAAACCAGGAGAAACCCUCCUGAUCGCACCACCUUAACCCCCCAACACAGACAAUAAUGACAGCGAUAAAACCUAGCAAGCACCUCCAGCCCGUCUUCCCUUGAAGAAAAACCACUUGUUUGAAAACAAAAACACAUUAUUUUUCUGCUUCAGGACCGUGUUUUUACACACCAGUGUUUGCCUUAACCGUUCCCGCGUUGUUCCUCGAGUCUCUUCUCGGAUUUCUGUAUUGUGUUUCUACCUGUUUUUCCUGUGAAGGAGCGUCUUUUCAGAGUAGGAUUUCCCAAACUCGCCCUCCGGUAAUUUCAACUCAAAUUGUAGAGAAAUUAAGUCAAGAGAAUGCAAUGCUGGUUUAAAAUAUGGGGACAACCCUCAUUUAGGAAACCCUGCAGGGUAUUUGAAAAUUAACCUAUAUGUUAACACAAAUGGUGCAUGAAUUAUGGACAUAUUCUGGGUCCCUGACUCUCAUUUAGCUUAUCUUUGUUUCUCAAAUUUAGCACUGCUUACCACAACCAAUUGCUAACAUCCCAUCAAACCAAAAUAUAUGAUACAAAAUAGGGCUGCAGCUAUCGAUUAUUUUAGUAGUCGAUUAAUCGAUGAACUAGUCAGUUCGAAUAAUCGAGUAAUCGGAAAAGGAACAUGAAAAAUUAAAAUGCCUGAGCUGAGCCUCAAACGGUAUUAAAAAUAAAUAAAUGAGCAUCUAUGUACAACAAAAGAACAAUUGGCUAACUUACAUAGCAAAAGUCCGCUAGCUUAAAUGCUAUAAAAUGCUUACGUUUUUUUUCCAAUGCUCUUAACAAAUGAUUCAGACUCAUAUUACCACAAAAACUACUAAAUAUACAUAUAAACUAGGGCUGUCAAACGAUUAAAAAUUUCAAUCGAGUUCAUCACAACUUUAAAAUUAAUUAAUCGUAAUUAAUCGCAAUUCAAACCAUCGAUAAAAUAUGCCAUAUUUUUAUGUAAAUUAUUGUUGGAAUGGAAAGAAAAGACAAGACGGAUAUAUACAUUCAACAUACGGUACAUAAGGACUGUAUUUGUUUAUUAUAACAAUAAAUCAAGAUGUUAUUAACAUUAUUAACAUUCUGUUAACGCGAUCCAUGGAUAGAAAGACUUCUAGUUCUUAAAAGAUAAAUGUUAAUACAAGUUAUAGAAAUUUUCUAUUAAAACCCCUCUUAAUGUUUUCUUUUUAAUAAAACGUAAACAUUUUCAAACAAAAAAUAAACUAGUUGCUCGCCAUUGUUGAUGUCAAUAAUUACACAAUGCUCAUGGUGCUGAAACCCAUAAAAUCAGUGGCACUCAAGCGCCAGCAGAGGGUGACAAACACCAUAAAACACAAGUAACAAAUGCACAUGACACUGUGCUGUCAUUUUAAUCUGUUUGAGCAGGGCAUGUGCGAUCAAUGCGUCAAAUAUUUUAACAUGAUUAAUUAAAACAAAAAUUAAUUACCGCCCGUUAACGCGAUAAUUUUGACAGCCCUAAUAUAAAAUAAAUUACGAAUGCAUUUAAAAAGAAAAACUUGGCUUACGUUGCUCUUAACAGGGAGCAGUUGGAUUCAGCCAUGUGAAAUGAGGCAGACCAGAGGGCAAUGUAUCCACCCUAAUCAAUAAACUAAAUGUGAACACUUUCAAAAUAAAACAUUACAAUGCCACUUUAAUUAAAUGAAUACUCGAGGCAAAACGAUGUAAUUUGAAUAUUUUUUUCUUCUCGAAUACUCGAGUUAAUCGAUUAAUGGUUGCAGCACAAAUACAAAAGAACUAAUUUGACAUUGGAAACUCAGUUUGGGAAAUCCUGCUUUUUUUUGGGCUCUUAUUUCUAAGGGCGAUAAUGUAGCUGUUACCUACAGGUAUCUUUAUUUUUCUUUUUGAAUUAGCAGUUGCUCAACCACACUAAAAACCUCCUCCAUGCUUAUGUUGCAUUAACACAAGCACCUCCAUCGCAUAGUAUUUCUUUCCUCUCCAGAUGGAAUAUGUUUCUCUUCCUCCCAUUUAUUUUGUGUACAUUGUAUGCUAAAAAGAGGAAUUCUGGCUAUUUUGGUUAAGAAAUUCUGUUCAAAUUUGUUUUUUGUUGUUGUACAAAAAAUAUUUAUUAUGUGAAGCUCUAUUAUUUUAUGAUAUUUAUUGCAAGAGACAGUCUUAAAAUUUUACUCAUGUCUGAAUAUAACAAAAAAUAUCAAAUACUUACUGAGAGAAAAUUGAAAAGGGUGGCACAAAAGAAAAACUAUGUUAACUUUAAUGCAGAAAAUAUAUUAAUGAAUGAAAACAAGCGCUUGUCUGACUUUUUCUUCCGUAAUUGUUCAUUCCGAACGCGUAUUUUGCUGGAACUUUGGCAGUUUGAAUGUGACGUUGACAUCGCAUCCCCUCCGCCCCACUGCAGGAAGUCGCUCAACAAGUCACCGCAUGACCCUCGCGAUCCGAUUCCCAAAGGCGCUCUCCAUAUUGCAUGUGUGCGCGCGUCCAUUACCAGGCCACCUGUUCAAAGAUAAUAAAAACGA